Molecule: messenger RNA, 1023 nt
Organism: Apiotrichum porosum
Lineage: Eukaryota; Fungi; Basidiomycota; Tremellomycetes; Trichosporonales; Trichosporonaceae
Exons: 2
Coding region: 1-1023 (340 amino acids)
Source: RefSeq, a predicted model, not a curated record
AUGGUCCCAACACUCUGGCUUGUCACCUUUGUGGGCUUUCUGCUCAACCUCCACCCAGUCCUGGCGCAAGACAACACCACCACCACCCCAGACACACUCGUUGUCAACACGCCCCCCGUCUUUAUCCAAUGCAAGACUGCGAACCUCAGUUGGACGGGAGGAGUGGCUCCAUACCACAUCACCGUCAUUCCCGCCGGAAAGGCAAAGGCCAAGCCUCUGCGCGACUUUGACGCAGUCAACGGUACCUCGAUGACUUGGACAGUCGACUUCAAGUAUGGCAGCAACAUUGGCCUGAAGAUUGUCGACGCCUGGGGCAUGAUGAACUGGUCGGGAGCACUCGAGGUUCAAAACAGCACCGAUUCGUCUUGCGUCGUCCCUGACCCACCCUCCACUGGCAUGCCCGUCGCUGUCAAGGCCGGUAUCGGUGCCGGAGUUGGCGGUGGUGUCCUUGCCCUCGUCGGCCUCUUCUUCCUCUUCUGGUUCUGCCGCCGCCGUCGCGCUGCCAAGGCUCAGGCCGCCAAGGUCCAGGCAAAGGAGGAAGCUAUCAUUGGAACCGACACCAACGAGAGCAGCCCCACCAAGUCUGCCAAGUCGUCCAAGUCGACCACCGACACGUCGUCGGACGAAGGACCACACCUCCCCUCGAUCAACUACCGCCCGCCCACCGGUUCCAUCAAGCACAUCGUGCCCAGCCCCACGGCCCCUGGACCCAGCCUUGCUGGUGCCACUGCACCUCAGCGCAGCGCUAGUGCGAGUUCCGCAAGCAAGGUCACGUACCCGGCCACCUCUGCCCGUCCCGUCACCCCGUCCUACGGCGUCUCUUACGAGACACACAAACGCGCCCUGUCGGACGUCACCUCUGAAAGCGACUCGGGAAGCGUCAAGGGCAAGCAAGGCUUCGUCAUGCUGAGUGAUGACGAUCACCCGGGGUCCUCGGCUGAGGAGCUCGUCGCCCACCCAAAUGCCAACCCCGCCCCCGACUCACCCACUCCAAACCGCGUAGCCAACUCGAAGAAGGGUUAA